Molecule: messenger RNA, 6168 nt
Organism: Carcharodon carcharias (great white shark)
Lineage: Eukaryota; Metazoa; Chordata; Chondrichthyes; Lamniformes; Lamnidae
Product: A disintegrin and metalloproteinase with thrombospondin motifs 20-like
Exons: 39
Coding region: 436-6168 (1910 amino acids)
Biological process (GO): extracellular matrix organization; proteolysis
Cellular component (GO): extracellular matrix
Molecular function (GO): metalloendopeptidase activity; zinc ion binding
Source: RefSeq, a predicted model, not a curated record
UCUGGUUGUAGGGGCGGAUUGGUUAGGUAGCAGGCAAAGAGGCGGGUCCCAUGCGUUUGAUGUCGGCUGACCGAAAGAAUCAAUGGAGCUGGAGGGAACAAGCACCAUCCCCUUUCGGGCUCGUUUGCUGAUUCUACAAGUGAGCGGAGAGAUGCACUGAAGGCUGCACAGGAAUGACUGGGUUGGCGAGCUCUUUCCCUAGCUGGAGCCUGAUGAAAUGAGUCCAUGUGGGCAAUGGGCGUUCGGGGGGUUUUGCAGCUGUGCUCUCUCUCUCUGGAUGUUAUUGCAAAGGACAUUUACGUAACUCACAGUCUCCCCUCCUGCUUCUGUUCUUACUCCUGCUUCUGCUGCUGCUAAGUCUGAGCCGAGUGUGUUUCGUGUUACACGGGGAGAAGGUGGUGGCGAUUUGAGUGCCUGCUUCGCUCGGGGGGAAUCAUGCAGUUGAUGAUUUGGGUAGAAGGGCUCCUGUGUCAACUGUUUGUAUUUCUACCCCCCUCUCAGGAAUUGCGUUUACAUCCUAAACAAGAGAAUUUCAUAAAACAGCUGAGAUCUUAUGAAAUAAUCACGCCGACGCGGGUGAACGAUUUCGGAGAGAUCUUCCCUCACACUCAUCACUUCAGGAGGAAGCGAAGCUCCGACUCGGAGCGUUGGGCUUCAAGGACUCACUAUCAGAUCAGCGCCUUCGGUCAGUUUUACCGGCUCAAUCUGAGCGCCCACUCGGACUUUAUUGCGCCCACCUACCGAGUCAGUCACUUUGGGAAGACGGGGGAUCCCCGAAAGCUGCACUCGGACCUGAAGCACUGUUUCUACGUCGGGCAUGUCAAUUCUGAGAUGGAGCACACCGCCGUUGUCAGCCUGUGCACUGGCCUUGUGGGCACUUUUCAAACACGUGAUGGACAAUAUUUUUUGGAGCCUCUCCUGAAACCAGACGGAGGGCAAUAUGAAGACGAGCACAAUAAACUGCACCUCAUAUACCAGCAUGGAGCACUGAAUGAUAAUCGCUUGGAGAAAACUACUUAUCCAUGUGCAACUUCUGAACAAAAUCAUCAAAUGAAGAGAAAGCUUCUGAAGUUGCACAAUGCUAGCAGUAUUAGGGAGCAUCUCGAUAUCUUACAGACUUCAAUUAGACCGACACAUCCUCUGACCAAAGAGCCCAAAUUGGGCAAUGCGACCCAGCAGCAUUCAAGACAGAAACGCUUUUUGUCGUAUCCAAGAUUCGUGGAGGUCAUGGUCACUGCUGACAGCAAAAUGGUGCAACACCACGGGAGAAAUUUGCAGCACUACAUUUUAACGCUUAUGUCAAUAGUAGCUGCAAUCUACCGAGAUCCGAGUGUUGGAAACCUCAUCAACGUUGUUAUAGUGAAGUUAAUUGUGAUUCAUAAUGAACAGGAAGGACCAUCCAUCAGUUUUAACGCAGCUACAACUCUUCAUAAGUUCUGUGUGUGGCAGCAGAUGCAGAACAUUCUGGAUGAUGCUCACCCAUCUCAUCAUGACACUGCAGUCCUCAUAACUAGGGAAGACAUUUGUAGAGCUAGAAACAAGUGUGAUACUUUGGGAUUAGCAGAGCUUGGUACAAUGUGCGAUCCAUAUCGCAGUUGCUCCAUUAGUGAAGAGAAUGGUCUAAGUGCUGCUUUUACUAUAGCGCACGAAUUGGGACAUGUGUUCAACAUGCCUCAUGAUGAUAGCUUCAAAUGCAAAGAGGCUGGAGUGAAACACCAGUACCAUGUAAUGGCUCCAACCUUGAACUACCAUACGAGCCCAUGGACCUGGUCAAAGUGCAGCCGCAAGUAUAUCACCGACUUUCUAGACAUUGGAUAUGGAGAAUGCCUGCUUGAUGAACCAGUAACGAGGAGCUAUGACCUUCCAGCCCAGUUACCUGGUCAAAUUUAUGAUGCGAAUAAACAAUGUGAACUAAUGUUCGGCACUGGAUCACAAGUCUGUCCCUACAUGAAACAAUGUAAGCGGCUGUGGUGCACGAGUGUGGAAGGGGUACACAGAGGUUGCCGAACACAGCACAUGCCGCUGGCGGAUGGGACUGAAUGUGGCCAUGGAAUGCACUGUCAACAUGGACUUUGUGUGAACAAGGAGAUUGCAACGAGGCCAGUGAACGGAGAAUGGGGACCCUGGGAUGCGUAUGGAGCAUGCUCAAGAACAUGUGGCGGAGGGAUAAGGAGUGCAGUAAGAGAGUGCAACAAGCCAGAGCCCAGAAAUGGUGGAAAGUAUUGUGUGGGCCGCAGAAUGAAAUUCCGAUCCUGUAACACGGACCCGUGUCCGAAAGGAAGGAAGGAUUUCAGGGAACAGCAGUGCUCAGAAUUUGAUGGAAAGCAUUUUAACAUCAACGGUUUGCCACCAAAUGUACGCUGGCUUCCAAAGUAUAGUGGCAUUCUGAUGAAGGAUCGGUGCAAACUUUUCUGUCGUGUGGCUGGGACUACAGCAUAUUAUCAGCUCAAAGAUCGUGCCACUGAUGGUACUCCUUGUGGGCCCGAAACAAAUGAUAUCUGCGUGCAAGGCUUGUGCAGGCAAGCUGGGUGUGACCACGUACUGAAUUCCAAAGCAAGGCGGGAUAAAUGUGGAGUGUGUGGUGGAGAUAAUUCCUCAUGUCGGACUCUGGCUGGCACUUUUAAUAGUGCGCAAUAUGGGUAUAAUAUUGUGGUCAGAAUACCUUCAGGAGCAACUAAUAUUGAUGUACGUCAGCACAGCUAUUCAGGGAAGCCAGAGGAUGACAACUACCUUGCGUUAUCUGACAGUCAAGGUAAUUUCAUCCUGAAUGGAAACUUUGUGGUGAGCAUGUUUAAACGAGAAAUAAAUGUGCAGGGAGCCACGAUUGAAUAUAGUGGCUCAGACAAUGAUGUGGAGCGCAUUAACUGCACUGAUCAAAUUGAGGAAGAGCUGAUUUUGCAGGUUUUAUCUGUUGGAAAUUUGUACAACCCCGAUGUGCGUUACUCUUUUAAUGUACCCAUAGAGGACCAACUGGAGCAGUUUGUUUGGGAUCCAUAUGGUUCAUGGCAAGAGUGUGACAGACUUUGCCAAGGGGAACGGAGGAGAAAGGUGGUCUGUGUGCGUAAGAGCGAUCACUUGGUUGUUUCUGACCAAAGAUGUGAACAUUUGGCUCGCCCAAUCCCAGACAAUGAGCCAUGCAACACAGAAUGUGAAUUAAGGUGGCACGCAGUAGGUAAGAGUGAAUGUACGGCACAAUGCGGACCAGGAUAUAGAACACAAGACAUUCACUGCAUGAAGUAUACCCACGCUAAAGGACCAAGUGAGCCCAUGGACGACAGAUACUGUAGGAGUCAGCCAAAACCUCCCAGCAGAGAGCCCUGUCAUGGAGACUGUCACAGGACUAGUUGGCAUUAUACAUCCUGGUCGCAGUGUUCAAAAACCUGUGGCAGUGGAACAAGGACUCGGGAGGCAUACUGCAUGAACAAUCUUGGCAGACAUCUGGUUAACCAAGAAUGCAAUGAGCAUCAGAAUGUCAUAUCUCAGAGAUGCAAUGAAUUCCCUUGCCCUGAAUGGACAGCCAGUGAAUGGAGUGAAUGUCUCGCAACAUGUGGAAAGGGCACAAGGCAUCGGCAAGUAUCAUGUCUACUGAACAAUGAACACCUGAGGGAUGAUUUUUGCAACCCCAGCACUAAACCAGAAGCUGCAGGAACCUGUGAGCUACAGGAGUGUGCUUCAUGGCAAGUUGGUCCAUGGGGACAGUGUGCUGCUACUUGUGGACAUGGUUAUCAAAUGCGUGCAGUGAGGUGUGUUAUUGGGACUUACGGUGCAGUUAUAGAUGACAGAGAGUGCAAUGCUGCAACUCGUCCAAGGGAUAGCCAGGACUGCGAGAUGCCUCCUUGUUUAAAGCCACCAAAGAUAGUCACAACCACAAGUCCCACCAUUCAGAGAGGGAUGAUGACCCAGUGGAGAUUUGGAUCGUGGACUCCUUGUUCCGUUACCUGUGGGGAAGGAGUGCGUGCUCGUUACGUCAGCUGCAGAGAUGCUCAGGGUGGCAUUGCCGAUGAAUCAUUCUGUGCCCACUUACCUCGCCCUCCUGAGACAUCAACGUGCUUCAGUCCCUGUGGACAAUGGCAUGCUGGGGACUGGUCUUCUUGCUCGGUCAGUUGUGGCUCUGGGAGGGUAACCCGUCAGGUUGUCUGCACUAGCUACCACCAUCAAAUCACAGAAGAGAGUGAGUGUGAUGCCACAGAGAGGCCAUCUCAGGAGCAAGAAUGCAAUGUGUCCCCAUGCCACCAACACGACUACCCUGCACACUUCCCACAACAUGACUAUCCACAGCCCUAUGCGGACUAUCCCUCCCAGGAUGUGACCAGCCAGAACAUGUGGAACAGCCCUUCAAGAGGGAGCCAGUGGAGGACAGGACCUUGGGGAGCAUGCUCAAGCACUUGCACAGGUGGAUUUCAGCGUCGAGUGGUAGUCUGCCAAGAUGCAGAAGGACGUACUGCCAACUACUGUGACGAGAGAGCAAAACCUGCAGAGACCAGGCACUGCGAUGCUGGAACCUGUCCUCAUUGGAAUUAUGGGAACUGGGGUGAGUGUACACAACCAUGUAAUGGUGGAACAAGAACAAGGCUGGUCAUCUGCCAACUGCCACACGGUCAAAGACUGAGUGACCAAAACUGUGACAUCUUGGAAAAGCCUCCAGAUAGGGAACAGUGCAACAUGCAUCCUUGUCCUGGUGGUGUUUCAUGGCAUCGGAGACCAUGGAAUUCGUGUUCUGUAUCCUGUGGAAAGGGCACCAAGCAACGGGAUGUCUACUGCAUUGACAUGGAGCAGGUAGCUGUGGAUAACAAGUACUGUGAGCACUUGAAGAAGCCUCGACUAUAUAAACACUGCAGAGCAGGCCGAUGUCCAGCCUGGAAAGCCACUCGUUGGAAGGAGUGUUCAGUGACCUGUGGAGUAGGAUUUCAGCAAAGGGAAGUGUUCUGCCGGCUGAAGGGCGUAGGUCGAAUAAUUGAAGAGACGUGCGAUCCAUUCUCUCGCCCAGCCAGCACACAGCAGUGCCGGCUGCCUGACUGUCUACGCUAUGACUGGCUUGCAGAUGAAUGGAAAGACUGCUCUGCACCAUGUGGUCAAGGUAUACAAAACCGCAAGGUGUUAUGUGUCAACCACAUCCAGAAGCCAAUGGAAGCAAGUUACUGCAACCAUUCAACAAGACCUCCUUCUGUGCAAAAUUGCAUCAUCGCACCUUGUGAAUACGUUUGGAUUACAGGGGAAUGGUCACAGUGUUCAGCAAGCUGUGGCCCAGGGUAUCAGCAAAGGAUGGUUUACUGCACUGAGGUCAACUCUGGCCAAGACCAUUAUGCGUAUGACCUACCAUCAACAUCAAUCAGUGACUGUCCAGAUCCACCGCCCCCCAGUAUUCAUGAAUGUGAUGUCCGAGAGUGCCCCCCAUCAGCCAGCUGGAGGGUCGGAGCCUGGCGCAAGUGCUCAGUGACCUGUGGAGUUGGGAUAAUGGAGAGAAAAGUGCAAUGCCUGACUGAUGACAGUCAACUUAGUGAACUGUGCCUUCCAAACCAAAAGCCACAAUUCCAGACUCCUUGCUUCAACAAUGUUUGUGAUAUUUCAGCAAGUUGCAGUGAUAUCCAGAAGACAAAAGACGUGCAAAAGGAUGGCGAGUACCUGCUAAAAAUUGAAGGCAAAAUAAUAAAGAUAUAUUGUGCAGGAAUGCAUUCUGAUUAUCCCAGGGAAUAUGUAACUUUAUCCGGUGGAGAGGAAGAUAACUACUCCGAAGUGUAUGGAUACAGGCUACACAACCCUUAUGAAUGCCCUUAUAAUGGAAACAGAAGAAAAGACUGUUCUUGUAAAAAUGAUUACCUGGCAGCUGGGUACACUGUGUUUCACAGAGUACGCUUCGAUAUCAGCACAAUGCAGAUUAUAAUUACAGACUUGCAUUUUGCUCAGACAGUUCAUGGAAGGGCAGUGCCAUUUGCGACAGCAGGAGAUUGUUACAGUGCUGCCAAAUGUCCCCAGGGACAAUUUAGCAUUAACUUAAGUGGUACUGGGCUGAAGGUAUCAGAAGCAUCGAAAUGGAUUGCACAGGGAAACUACGCUACAGUCAAUGUACACAGGUCGCAGGAUGGCACAAAGGUAUAUGGAAGAUGUGGAGGCUACUGUGGAAAAUGUGUUCCCCAAACGAGCACUGGUCUUCUAAUGCAAGUACAGUAA